This is a messenger RNA of Porites evermanni, 417 nucleotides long. The record is from the annotation of a GenBank genome assembly. Lineage: Eukaryota; Metazoa; Cnidaria; Anthozoa; Scleractinia; Poritidae.
AUGCCAAAAAGUUUUAUGGAGUCAGGAUAUGGUGAUACUGCUCUCACAGGGGAUGCAACUGAAAUUUGGAUCUCCCAAUCAGAGAACUUUGAUAUUAAUAAUAUUACAUUCUCGAACUACAAGAACCACACUACAGGGAAGAUAUGUUUGUGAACCCUUCUCCUGGUUUUUUAACUCAAAUGUACCUAUGCAUUUCCUGGCAGCAUUAGUGAUGCUGACAUAACAGAGCAAUCGUGUGUGCUAGAUACAAUCACAAAAGGGAAGACAGUUAUGACUGACAAGGGCUUUAAUAUCACAGAUAUUUGUCAUGAGAAAGGCCUGUUACACAAUAGACCUCCAAUGAAAUUUUCUCAUCAAUUUGAUGAGACUGAGGUCGUAAAGAACGUUAACAUUGCAACAUUGAGGAUCUACAUUGAA